GUGUGGCUGGCGGCGCUGAGGGAGACCGACAAGCAGGACUCCACGGAGCGUCACAUGAUCUGCGAGGACCACUUCCUGCCGGAGGACGUCUCCUCCAGCGGGGUCACCAGCGACGUCAUUCCCAUCAUGCCCCCGUACCUGGACGGGCCGCGGGGCCUGAUCAGCCCCUGGGGAGCCGAGUCCUCCGAGGAAGAGGAGGAAGACGAGGAGGAAGAUGAAGAGGAUGAAGAUGAAGGUGGAGAUGCUCCUCCACUGCAGCAGGGUCCAGGUGGAGGUGUGGAGAGUCCUCCAGAGGCUGAACGGACCCGCGCCGCAGAGGACAGAGGACAGAGGAGACAGUCGGUCCGGUCCAGCAGAGCCUCGGGACAGGGCGCGUCCCAGAGGCUGCUGGGAUUGCUGACUCAGCGUUUCCUGGAGCUGCUGCUGGCGGCGCCGGGCGGCUCCAUGGACCUCCGGCAGGCGGCCACGAGCCUGCAGACGUACAAACGGCGAGUGUGCGACAUCACCAACGUCCUGGACGGGAUCAACCUCAUCCAGAAGGAGUCGGCCAACAGGAUCAAGUGGAUAGGAAGGUGUCCGAUCUCCAGCUUUCUGAGGAAGAACCAGCUCAAGUCCCAGAGCGAGCUGGAGAACCUGAAGCUGGUGGAGGACACGCUGGACGGCCUCAUCAAAAGCUGCGCCAGGCAGCUCUUCGACAUGACGGACGACGUGGAAAACUCUGCGUCGGCCUACGUGACCCACGAGGACGUCAGCCGGAUCCCAGGCUUCCAGGACCAGACGGUGAUGGUGGUGAAAGCUCCAGAGGAAACUAAACUGGAGAUUCCUGCUCCCAGAGAGGACUGCAUCCAGGUCAGCCUGAAGGCGGGGAGGGGACCCAUCACCGUGGUGACCUGUGAGAUGGGGUCAGGAGACACUGUGACCUCCGACCCCGCAGAGAAAAGCAGCUUCUUUUUAACACUGGAGGAGAGUCGGAUCAGCACGCUGUACACAGACGGCUCAGCUGCUGGUGUGCUAACAGGAUGGAGGCUGAGAGAAGUCCUCAGUGUGACACACAGGAAGUAGAAAGAGGCAAACCGAGUCCGUGCAGAGUGCGUAACCGCCAGUCGACCACCAGGAGGCGCCGUCUGUCAGCAGGAAGCCGCCCUGCAGGUCCACUAACAGCUCAGAGCUGCAACAAGAGGUCGAUGGAAAAAAACACUUUGCUGCCAAUUAUUGUGAUAACUGAUUGAGCGCUUCAGGUAUUUCACAGCCUCUUAAAGCUGCAGGUAACUUUUCUAAUAAUAACGUCCGGGCCCGGUGGAUUCUUGUGAAUCCCAUCAGGAGCACCAGGAGGAACCAGAGGAACCUGAGGAACCAGAGGAACCUGAUCCGUCUCUACUGUCAGGAUUCAGUGAGGAAAGGUUAUUUUUACUAAAGUUACCUACUGCAGCUUUAAUGUGAGUCAUUUCUGAUCCUGAUGAAGAGUCUCUUGGGGUUUUGGACCGUUGGUUGGACAAAAGAAGACAUUUAAAGACAUUAUAAUGAGAUUUUUUAUCACUUUCUUUCUUUUCUUGUUAAGGUUAAAGGUAAAGAUGGUUUCUGGGCCUUUUUAUGGCCUUUUAUUAGACCGGAGCAACGGAAGAGUGACAGGAAGGUGGCGGGACCUGGACAAUCUGUAUAUUUAGAGAGUAGUUUUCCAGUCAUGGAAACACCUGGAAAUGUAUUAAAAUGACCAAAUAUCCUGGAAAUGAUCCAGGUUGUCCUGAAGAAUGUUUAUUGUGUUUUAGGGAUCUUUUUCUCAUAAUGAACCUGAGACACUUCAUUGUUAAAAAUGGCGGUCAAUGCAGGUCAAUUAUACGACUGUUGGUGAGCGAGUGCUGUCGAGAAAAACUCCUGGAAAGGUCCUGGAAAAAGGUUUCUUAGAAAGAGUGAGAACGCUGCAGCACAGAGGACUGUACGAGCCACCAGGGCGACCCGUCAUAAGCAUUUUCACAAAUGUGACGAAACGAUCAAUCAAUAAUGAAAGUAAUCACACACACACACACACACACACACACACACACCUUCUCUCUGUCACACACACACACACUCACACUCUCUCAC
This is a messenger RNA of Morone saxatilis (striped sea-bass), 2082 nucleotides long. Its product is annotated as transcription factor E2F3-like. The record is from RefSeq and is a predicted model, not a curated record. Lineage: Eukaryota; Metazoa; Chordata; Actinopteri; Moronidae. Gene Ontology annotation, biological process: regulation of transcription by RNA polymerase II. Gene Ontology annotation, cellular component: RNA polymerase II transcription regulator complex. Gene Ontology annotation, molecular function: RNA polymerase II cis-regulatory region sequence-specific DNA binding; DNA-binding transcription factor activity, RNA polymerase II-specific; protein dimerization activity.